Entamoeba invadens IP1 is the source of this 2205-nucleotide messenger RNA. RefSeq lists its product as hypothetical. The coding region runs from base 1 to 2205 and encodes 734 amino acids. The transcript has 3 exons. The record is from RefSeq and is a predicted model, not a curated record. Gene Ontology annotation, biological process: regulation of GTPase activity. NCBI's taxonomy places the organism in Eukaryota, Evosea, Mastigamoebida, Endamoebidae.
AUGCGUAAAUCCUUUGCAACGAAGCCUGAGAUGAAGGCGGAAGGUGCCUCCUUUUCCAUCGACGACUUCAAAACCGUAUAUUCAAAGUACACGACUGGGUUUGCGGACUUUGUUGAACACCCAGAAGUCGCUGUUGUUAUUGGAGAAAACUUGAUGAACUAUGAGCAAGACCAAUUUGUUGAACUUGCCUCGGAGUUUUACACGACAAACAACAAGAUAAUACCACUUCUGAAGUUAUUGAUAUCGACGGAGGUAGAGAAGUGUCAGCACAAAGAAGUCGUAUUCCGACAAAACAAUUUGUGUUCCAAAUUUUUGAUGACCUUUUCGCGGAGUGUAGCGCGUAAGUUCUUUAAAGACACGUUCAGUGGCUAUAUCCAAAAAGUAGUCACAACACCGCAGUGUUACGAAAUAGAUGAGACGCGAUUAGUCCCUGGGCAGAUAUUAGGGAGUAACUUAGCUCAGUUGGUUCUAUCGAUUAAAGAGUACGCCGACAUCUUAACCAAAACCAAAACACUUCUUCCAUAUGAAAUCGUCGAAGUCUCAAAGAUCAUGUACAACGCAGUGUUAACCAAGUUCCAAGGCGAUGAGGAGUUCUCUAUGAAGACAGUCACGACGUUUUUGAUCAAUCAAAUCUUCACAAGAGUCGUGAGCCGCCCAGAAGAGUCUGACAUCUAUGCUGUCGAGACCAAAUUGGGUCUCAAAAGUACAAGAAAUUUAGAAAUGGUGUCUGGUGGUGUUCGAGUGAUCUGUGCGCACGAAGUUGGCAAUGAGCCAAAGUGCUUAGAUAAAGUGUUAGCGUCUUCUAAAGGCUUAGAUGCCGUCUUUUACGCCUUUUCAAAGUACGUUGUCUUGGAGGCGCCCACUCCAACACAAAGCAACACAACCUUCCAAAUCUCUCGUGUGACUUUCGACGACCUUUUCAUUCUUCAUAAUAAAAUCCACUCGACGGCAACAACAGUUUCUGAUGGGAAAAUCAGUUGCAGCGACGAGUCGAAGAUCCUUAUCAAAAAGUUAGACGACACGUUAGGAAAGCCCCCAUCGACUACACCUAUCGAUGGGUCUAAUGAUCGUGUUAUGAGUGAUUUUGAAAUAGUAAGGAAAUUGGAGAGAGAGCGGAUCUUAUAUCGUGGGGGAGAAUUAAGCACGGGAGAGAAGGUCUAUUACAUCACCAUUUCUUUGUUAGUCAAAUUACUGAAAUUGGCCAAAGAGAGUAACCCGGACGAUCCAAUGACACUUAUCGACUUGUUAACUUCUGUUUUAAUGAAUAUGUCGAAGGCGUUUGUAUUUGUCUUUGACUGUAGUUGGUUCAAUGGAAACGACUUGCCACAGAAUGAGUUGAUCACUAUGUGCUCCUCAUUGGUACAACUUCCUCAAAACAUUAAAACCAAUUUCAAGCAUGGAUACAUCUUACACCCCGAGAAGAACGUGAAGAAGACGAUAGAAAGUAUGAUAUCAAACUAUGGCGCAUUCUCGUUGAGUAACGGAUGGAACAAGAAUUUUGAUAUCGUCGACGACUGGCAGACGUUAAGCAAACUCUUUGGGGAGACUGAAGUGGUGAUUCCUGAAGGAUCGAAGUUGUUUGUUAAAAGAGAGUUCCACGCACUGAAAGUGAAUCCAAAAGGAAAAGCACAGAACAGAAUCAUUCUGAUGACGUUCAACGCACUUUUGAAUAUCGAACCGUCGUCGCAUGACAUAAUGAAUGAGAUAGAAUUAAAAGGAAUAAAGUCGGUCGAGUUAUUUACUGGGUCGCCACACGUCGUCAUCCAUUUUGAAGCAGUCACGGGGAGAGAACGAAAGAAGAAAGAAGACAAGACAGAGAGAACAUAUAUUUUGCUUGAUAUGGCUGCACGUGAAACAUUACUUAAACUUCUCUUCUCAGUGUGUUUCUAUAGAGAAGUUCUCAAUGGAAAGAAAUUGGAGUUUGACGUUUUCAAUGGAACUAAAAAAUCGAAUAGCAGAAUUGUAGUAUGUGUUGAUAGAGUCGUCGUUAUCAAGAAGAACGAACUGGAACACGACAUCGUCUAUGUCUCACUGAAAAGCGUCACAAUCACUGAUGGUAAAACGGACGACUUCAAGACAGUCAGUUUCUUGUUUGAGACUCUUAAAAAUGGAGGUAUCGAGUGGGUUGAGAAGAAGUUUGGGAUCAUGAAGGAAGACGUCUGCCUUGUUGAUAUUGUGAAUUCGUUGAGAAUCGGCAAAUUUUAA